Chlamydomonas reinhardtii is the source of this 4859-nucleotide messenger RNA. RefSeq lists its product as uncharacterized. The record is from RefSeq and is a predicted model, not a curated record. Gene Ontology annotation, cellular component: cytoplasm. Lineage: Eukaryota; Viridiplantae; Chlorophyta; Chlorophyceae; Chlamydomonadales; Chlamydomonadaceae. Bases 207 to 3218 code for a protein of 1003 amino acids. Gene Ontology annotation, biological process: protein phosphorylation. Gene Ontology annotation, molecular function: ATP binding; protein serine/threonine kinase activity. The transcript is spliced from 4 exons.
AACCAUACCCUAUACAGUCGCCCGGCAAAUCCACACGUACCACAUCGAGCGAGUAGGCGGGCCGUGUCUAAACGGGUGACGAAAUCAGGGGUGGUCGCAGUCAGCCCAUAUCGCUACAGGCUCUGAUGCAUGGGUGAACCUGCAAUCUAGUGGGUUGUCAUAAUAGCGCUGCGGUUUUUACACUCGUGGAAGCCAGCGCUAGGAACAUGAAGCAGGCCGUGGGACUCCACCCGUUCGCGGCACAACUUCCCCUGGAGGGGGAAGCUUCUGCUCAAGAUGUGGACAUGGUGGCAGCGACAGGCAAUCCAUCGGCGUCCCAUCGCAAGGCCGAGGCUUGGGCGACGGGCGCGCGAAUUGCCUUCAGUCCGCAGCCGCAGGAUUCCUCGGACACACUGCUGUCGCGCGCGCUCUUCUCGGCGCGGGUCAUCGACCACCUUGGCACGGGCUCGCAGUCCUCCGUCACCCUGGUCGAGCUGCCGUGCCUUGACUGCGACUCGGGCUCGGAGCCGCUGUUGGCAGCGCGCAAAAUGCUGAUGGCGGGCAACAGCCGUGAGGCGCUGCUGCGGGAGGCCACGGCACUGCGCGCGGCUGCCGCCGCUAGCCCCUUCGUGUGCCGCUGCCUGGGCUGGGCGCAGCUGCCCGGCGGGCGGCUGGCGCUGCUGACCGAGUAUGCGGACGGCGGCAGCCUACAGGAUGAGCUGGACGCACUGGUUCAGAUCCGGCGGCAGCAGGCGCUGGAGGCGGAGGCGGCGUGGCAGCAGGCGCGGGCGGCCCGAGCCUCCGCCGCCGUGGAGGCAGCACUCGCGCUGCGGGGCUCAUUCCUGCCGCCCACGCCGGCGCGGCCUGCCGCUGCCACUGCGCCCCCGGCGGAGGUGCAGCCGUCACUGGGCCAGCUGCAGCCCGCACAGCCGCAGCAGCAGGCGCCGCGGGCACAGCCAGCGCCUCAGGCUCUGCUGCCCGCCGGCUGCGCCGGUAACCACGAAAUCGGGGACGCGGAUGGUCCCCACAACGGCAUCUUCAGGAGCAUCAACGCGCUGGAGCACCGCCGGAGUGGCAGCACUUGCUCCUGCCCUCUGCCCGCCCACCACGGCGCCGCGCUGGCAUCUUCCGCCGGCGCCGGCGGCGCGGUGCGCUGCCUCUCCGCGCCACCGCCGUCGCCCGCGACCCCCGAGCCCGCCGCCGCCGACGCCUCACCACCGGCCAACAAAUCAUGGCAGCUCGACCGCGGCGAGGUCACAAGCGCGCGCCGCUUCCUCGCAUACCCGGAAACUUUUGAGACCUGCACCUCGCCCGCCGCACUUGCAGCCGCGCUAGCCGCGCCCUCGAUACCGCCGCACCUCCAACUGAAGUCGUGUGCAGCCGCGCUGCCUCUCACUAUCCUGCGCCUGCCGCAAAGCUGCGCCGGCGGGGGCUCGGACGCCAACGCCGAUGCCGUAAUUCCUUCCAGCCUGGUCAGCAGCUGCUCGGUCACCACGAGCUGCUGCACCGUCGAGGCCGGCGGCGAGCCGGGCGGAGCGGCGGAGGGCGGCGAGGGCGGCAGCGGCGGCGAGCUGCCGAUGCAGAUGCUGCUGUGCGGCGGCGGCUCAUCCUUCUUCUCCGCGACCUCGUCCUCGGUGCGCGGUGGGGAGCUGAGCGCCGGCGAGGGCGAGGAGGAGGAGGUGAUGGGCGGCAGUGGUGGGCUGUUGGGGCCCAUGGGUAUGGGUGUGGACAUGGAGCUGGACAUGGAGCUGGAGGACUGCGCCGACAGCAGCUGCCUGGGUGGCAGUGGCAGCGGCGACGGUGGCAGCGCAGGUCGUGCCUGGGCGAUUGAGGAUGGCGUUGAGGAGAUGGGCGAGGGAGAGCAUGAUGGGCAGGCGUGCGGCAGAAAUCUUAAAAUCAGUCGAUGCGCGAGCUUCAGCAGCGGGUUCAGCGCUGGUGACUCGGCUUGGGCGUCGGCUGGCGGCGAGUUCGCUCCGCCACCGCCGCCGCCGCCGCCGCCAGCACUGGUCCUCCGACCCGCUGGCUGCACAGGCCCGGCUGCCACGCAGCCGCCAGUGGUGCCGACCGGCGGUAUGGCAUCCGCUGCUGCUGCAACAGCGCCGCAGCCUGGCCACCCACCAGAGAACCAGCAACACCACCAGCACGGGCAACCCCAGCAGCAGGCGGCGCCUGCGGUGACCAGCAACAAGCCCGCGGUGCCGGUGACUGCUGCUCCUGCGGCAGCUGCCGCGGCGCCGGCGGCUGUGCUGCCGCCCCGCAUGCCGCCCAGUGAGAUGCUGAUGGCCGAGUCCCGGCUGCGGGUGGUGGCCGCGUCGCUGCUGCAUGCGCUCUAUGGGCUACACGUGCAGGGCUUUGUGCACCUGCACAUCACACCCGCCAACGUGCUGUGCAGCGGCAUCGGCCGGGUGCUCCUAGCCGACUUUGGCACCGCGCGCUGCCUCAUCGCCGCACCACACGCCCACACCGACGGCCUGCCCUGCUACCACCACGUCUGCCCCGCGCCCCCGCCUUGCCCUACCGGCCUGAUGAUGGCGGCCGCCUCGGCGGGAGCGCGCGCCGCAGCCGCCUCCGCGGCUGCCUGCGCAUUAACAGCAGACCACGGCGGGCGCGGCCGAGUUGCCGCCGGUGCGGUGCUCGAGCGGCUGCGCAGCUGGGCGGCGGCGGCCGGCGACGCGGCGGCACGGCAUCACUUUGUACCGCGCACUCGGGCCUGUGCGGCGGCAGCCGGCAGCGACGCGGGGGCAGCAGGGACCAUCGACGACGGUGCAGCCGCGCCUGCCGCGGGGCUUGUGGGCCGGGGCCCCAACAGCUCCGCCAGCGUCGGCGCCGCCGAGGCCGCGCUCAUGGUCUUCACCGCGCCCGAGCUGCGCAAGGCUGCCGUGGCCGCCGCCAGCAGCGCCGCCACGGCAGUGCUAUCCGCCGGCAGCCUGCCGCAUGCCGAGGUCGCCGCUGCCGUGCAUGCCGCGGUGGCCGCCGCGGUGCAUGCCGCCGCCUCUCCCGCCGCCGACAUGUACUCUCUGGGCGUGCUGCUGACGGCGUGCGUGGUGUGGCACGGCGACGUGGGCCGCAUGCGCGCCUACCAGCGCUACGAGACCGACAUGCCCGGCUGGGUGCCGGCGGGGCUGCGGCGGCUGGUGGAGGGGCUGCUGGACGAGCGGCCUUGCCGGCGGCCCAGCGCGGCGGCGGCGCUGUGCGACCCGUACCUGGCCGGGCUAAGCAUGGACGACCUGUUGAUCUGAUGUUGCCUGGAAUGGUGAGGUGUGGUGCGGUGUGGUGUGGAGGAGUGGUGCGCCGUGUGGUAUGAGCUGCGGGUGAGUGGGCUUCGUGGUGAGGCUUUUUGGAUCCGAUGGCGACGGCUGGCGGUCAACAUCGGGCAGGCGGAAUGUCACGCAGCGUGGUGGAUCGGAGAAUGCGUCUCUGGCUGCAGGCCAGGCCUUGGGGUGGUGGGAGGUGUGGUAUGAGAAUAGAUCCAUAGCAGUGUGAGUCGGGCUUCGAGACGGAGCAACCAGCGGCAGGGAAGGCAUGCCAGAAUGUGAGCUGGUUUCGGUCUGUGUGCGAGUAGUUGUCUGGCCGUGUGUGUUACGGCGCCGUAGAAACGAGGAAAAGAGUUAAGAGGUGUCAGACAGAUGUGUAUGUGCGCGGUCUUACUUCCAAGAUUAUUAAGCAUGUCCUUUUACGAGCAACCCGAGAUAAAGUGCGUCACCCACUCGAUUUACACCGCUUCUGCACCAUUGGCCAAGCAGGUUAAUCGUGUGGCAGUAGCUGUGGCAGACCGUUCGCCACACCCUGUGUGUGGGAACGUCUGAUGCAACGCACGCUGCCGAGGCGACGGAUGUCUGUGCUGUAAGCGCGCAGGUACAUAAGAUGCUGUACUCUUUAUCAAUAGCAGUUUGAAGUGCACGGUGUAGCGGCGUAGUCCACUGACCGCAAUGUAUUGUUUUUUACUCUCCUGGCGGCGCGCCGAACUGGUGUCUCGCCUACAAUGGCGUGUGUAGCAGUAAUUGAGCAGCGCAGCGGAGACAUUUGUGUGUGUGUGUGUGUGUGUGUGUGUGUGUGUGUGUGUGCGGUGUAUUUUCGGGAGACUUUCCCCGUGCUUCAGGGAGACCGCCUCCCUUGUCGGGAGAUUUCUUGACGAACGUAGAAAGCGCGACACGCACGGCCACUGCUGCCGCAGACACAGCAGUCGAACUGUGCCGCAGGUCGGGUCGGUUCAGUGCAGCGGCUUCGGCGUCUUUGGGGGGCCUUAGCUGCACUGAGCGUGGUGUGCGGGCGCUUGGCCUGUGCGGGCGCGUGGCCGGUGCAUGUGCAACCUGGUGCGCAUUGGCACGUGUGUGUCUCCUUGUGUGCACUUUUGUGGGCUGGGGGUUCGAACUGGUUAUCUCGAGCGACCCAGACCCGCGCGUAAUCUGAGGGUUGGUUUGAUGGACACUGUGCUGCACUGCAGCUGUGACGUGGUGCACUGGGCGGUUGGGGGCAACAUCGCGCACCUUGUUGCAACUUGCAACUUGGGGCUGUCCAAGUGCGGUGUUUGGCUGCUGGUUAUAAUCGUCUUGCGCUCUAGGCAGGAUGUGCCGGUAUCUCCAACGAUGCAAGGCCGCAAGGGAGUGAUGAGAGGCGUGGCUGUGGGGCCAGGGCUGUCGAGGGUGGUUGUGGUGAGGCUGCAGGCUGCUCCUUGUGAAUGGCCGGUGCUGCACCAGAGGCCGGAGGUCUGGUGAAUGAUGUAGCAACAGGUAGGCCGCAUGAAUGGACACCACGACUUGUGAGGAUUGUGGAGCUAUAUGUUAGCCAGUAAUAUGGCAGCUGCCGGGAUUUGCCAUUUCGGCAUGCUGGAAGGCUGGCGCGACUGUUGGCAUGGGCGCGUUGGCCGACCGGCCUCCACU